AUGUCCUCCCCUAUCGAAGUCGUCAACAUGUCCCCCGAGGACUACCGCAAGCGCAAGGUCGCCCUCAUCACUGGUAUUACUGGCCAGGAUGGUUCAUACCUUGCCGAGCUUUUGAUCGAGAAGGGUUACCAGGUCCAUGGUAUCAUCCGCCGCUCGUCGUCCUUCAAUACCGGACGCAUUGAGCACCUCUACAAGGAUGCCCAUGAGAACCCCAAGAUGCGUCUUCACCACGGUGAUUUGACCGACUCGACCUGCCUGGUCCACAUCAUCUCCAAGGUCCUUCCCACAGAGAUCUACAACUUGGGUGCUCAGUCCCACGUCAAGGUCUCCUUCGAUAUGUCCGAGUAUACCGCUGAUGUCGAUGCCGUCGGAACCCUCCGUCUGCUCGAUGCCAUCCGCACUUGCGGUUUGGCCCACCUUGUCCGCUUCUACCAGGCCUCAACGUCCGAGCUUUACGGUCAGGUCCAGGAGAUCCCUCAGAGCGAGACCACUCCCUUCUACCCUCGCUCGCCCUAUGGUGUUGCCAAGAUGUACGCCUACUGGAUCACGAUCAACUACCGCGAGGCCUACAACAUGUACGCUUGCAACGGAAUCCUCUUCAACCACGAGUCCCCCCGCCGUGGUCGCACCUUCGUCACCCGCAAGAUCACCUGCGCCGUCGCUGCGAUCCAUUUGAAGAAGCAAGAGUGCCUCUACCUCGGAAACUUGGAUUCCAAGCGUGAUUGGGGUCACGCCCGCGACUAUGUCGAGGGCAUGUGGAGAAUGCUUCAGCAGGAGACUGCCGAGGACUUUGUCUUGGCCACCGGUGAAAUGCACACUGUCCGUGAGUUCGUUGAGAAGUCAUUCAAGGCCAUUAACAAGACCAUCCGUUGGGAGGGCUCUGCUGAGGAGGAGGUCGGUAUCGAUGAGGAAGGCAAGAUCCGCGUUCGUGUCGAUCCCGCUUACUACCGCCCCACCGAGGUCGAGUUGCUUUUGGGUAACCCCAAGAAGGCCAACGAGAAGCUGGGCUGGAAGCGCCAGGUCGAGUUCGACGCCCUUGUCGAGGAGAUGGUCAAGGCUGAUUUGGUCGGUGUUGCUGCCGGCGAUGUCUUCAACUAA
Messenger RNA from Gamsiella multidivaricata, 1098 nucleotides. RefSeq names its product GDP-D-mannose 4,6-dehydratase. The coding region runs from base 1 to 1098 and encodes 365 amino acids. Gene Ontology annotation, biological process: GDP-mannose metabolic process. The record is from RefSeq and is a predicted model, not a curated record. Lineage: Eukaryota; Fungi; Mortierellomycota; Mortierellomycetes; Mortierellales; Mortierellaceae. The transcript is spliced from 4 exons. Gene Ontology annotation, molecular function: GDP-mannose 4,6-dehydratase activity.